Messenger RNA from Austrofundulus limnaeus, 548 nucleotides. It is a transcript of the gene pclaf, whose product is annotated as PCNA clamp associated factor. The transcript has 4 exons. NCBI's taxonomy places the organism in Eukaryota, Metazoa, Chordata, Actinopteri, Cyprinodontiformes, Rivulidae. Bases 103 to 450 code for a protein of 115 amino acids. Gene Ontology annotation, biological process: translesion synthesis; regulation of cell cycle. The record is from RefSeq and is a predicted model, not a curated record. Gene Ontology annotation, molecular function: chromatin binding. Gene Ontology annotation, cellular component: nucleus.
AUCCGCUGUUCGUUAAACUGAGGCGGGAAGCGCGGCGGCGGGCAGUCACUCGCAGUGUUUCGGUGCAGAAACGUCGUUUUUACCGGACGAGUCGCCGCCAACAUGGUGAGGACCAAAGCCGAUAGCGUUCCCGCGUCGUACAGAAAAGCUGUUGCAGCUUCUGCACCCAGGAAGUCUCUGGGUUCCGGUUCAGCCAACUCUUCAUCGUCCAGCAGCGGCUCGUCCACUCCGGCUAAGAACAAGUACGCUGGGGGCAACUCCGUGUGUCCUCGCCCCACCCCGACCUGGCAGAAAGGCAUCGGGGACUUCUUCGGCGGACCCCCCAGGAAGCCCGAGAAGGAGAACCAGAGACCUCAAGAGGCUGAUGAUGAUGAGGAGGCGGGGGGCAGCGGGAUGACGAAGGCCAGCAGGAAGUCCAGACCUCUUCCUGCCGACGAUGAAGACGACUGAACGUGUUUCUGCCUCCGUCUGAACUUCUUGUUGUACAUCUGUAAAUAGUUUCUGAGCUCUUGUUUUGUAAAGAUCAUUAAACUUGUUUUAAACCUGCA